CCGGUCUGCACUAUUGUUGCACUCUCUCGGAUUGCUUCUCUUCGCGGGGCCAUACAUACAACGGAGGAUGUCAGCUAUCUUAUUUGGACAAUCAUUAACACACCUAGACCUCAUAAGCUGUGUCUGUCCUCGUGGACCUCGUCACCUACAAAUGAAAACAUGCGUGAACGCGUACGUUAUGUCAAUCACUAUCCCAUAGAUGACGAUACGCUAUAAGAAUGGUCGGGAGCAUUCGGUCGCGAGCUCCAACACCCUCAAUUUCUCACAUCCUGCAUGUCACAUUGAGCAAGAUGGCCACACGUGUGUUUGCUCUGAUCAUAGGCAUCGAUAAUUACAAGUCCGGCAACAUCUGGAACCUCCAAUCCUGCGUCGACGAUGCGAAGAACAUCAAGCGUUGGCUAACCCAUGAUCUGCAUGUCCCCCGAGACCAGAUCUGCCUCCUCCUCAACGCCGAAGCAACCAAACGCAAAAUCGAGGAAACGUUCAUGUCUCACCUAGUCAACAAUCCUGCCAUCGAGCCUGGCGAUGCCAUCUUCAUCUACUUCUCUGGACAUGGGAGCCGUGUCCGUGCACCACCUCAUUGGUUCGAGAACGGCCGGGGAGAGGUAGAGGUGCUCUGUCCCUACGACCACGAUACCAGGACCGUCGACGGCCGGAUCGCGGGUAUAUCGGAUCGCUCGCUGUAUGCGAUGAUCGACGUUCUCUGCACAGCGAAGGGAGACAACAUCACGCUGAUGCUCGACACCUGCUUUGCCCUUCCUCGCACCCCGGAAGGGACACGAGAGCGGAUGCACGUCCGCUACACGCCUACCAACAAGGCGUCUCCUGCCGACCUCAUCUCGAGCCUGUGGAAGGGUGCAUCUCUGCACGCCGGCCAAAAAGGCUCUAGCCGCGGCUUCACCUCCACGAGCCGCAGCACGCACGUCACAUUGGCUGCUUGCGGGAGUGGCUCGUCCGCCAUGGAGAGCAAGUUGGGCGGGAACUUCACCAAUGCUCUGAUGACGUUAAAGGACCGCAUGGCCAUUCAUAAACUCACAUAUACCGAUUUGAUCCACGCAGUGUCCGAUAUCAUGGACGAUCACCAGCACGCUAUCUCGCUCGGGAGACACACCGAUCGCAUACCAUUCGACGGCGUCCCUUUCCUCCCUGACGCCCAUUACGUGGCUAUCGACCUCUAUGAUCACGAGAAGGUGCGCGUUGAUGCCGGUGCCAUACAUGGGAUCAUGGAGGGCACCGAGUUCAGCAUCCACCAGCACAACCGACGCGGCUCUCUGAAUCCUGUCCUCGCCACCUACUCUGCGGUCGAGAUCCACCCUACCUGGUGUCUCGCGCGGCGGAAAUCUGCUGCAAAGAACUUUGCCCGCGAAGGAUGGGCGCGGAUCACCCGUUGGAACAACCGUACUCCGUUCCGCGUACACAUCAGGAAGUCUCUGCUCUCCAUCAUCCGGCGGUGUCAUCUCAAGAAACAGAUCACUUCGAACGCUGAGAAGGCCGCGUCGCAGCAUGGAAUGAACAUACUUCGCGUGAAGAGCGCCACACAGGCGGAUAUCUCUGUCAAAUUGCGCCGCCGCGAGCUCGUCGUGGAGAGGCACGACCCGAUGAUAUCCUCGAACUGCCGGCACAUCAUCCAGCUCCCGAGCAAGCGCACGAACAGUGACCUGCGGAUCAUACAUGAUGCCGCACGUUUCCAUCUGCAUCUUCACAGGAAAAACCCGGCGCGUCCUUUGCUCGGUCGUGUGACCAUGGAGCUCUAUCGCCUGGAUGCGUCGACAUGGACGCGCACGAGUGGUAACCUCCUCGUUAACGGCAAGGCGGAGAUCGUCGAUGACGGGAAGAACUCGAUAUAUGCAGUCGUGAUACAUAACUACUCGGACCACGAUCUCUGGCCAUACCUCGCGUACAUGGAUGCGAGCGGAUACGGCAUCAACAUGGUGUACCAUCCCGAUUCUGCUGCCGUCUCCAACCCACCUCUGCGCAGACAUGACCACCUAGUCAUUGGUUCUGACACCGCAGACUCGGAGGCGCUCACCUUCUCGCUCGUUGAUGGGGCGGAUACUGGGGCUGGCUUUCUGAAACUGUUCGUGUCCUCCGUGCCUACGCCGAUGACGUUCAUCGAACAGGGAGUGCCCAGCCCAAUCACUCCGACGCUAUCGAGGAGCGGCCGUUCCCCACCUUCGUCGUCUGAAACGGAGAUCUGGGAUUCUGUCGUCGCCUGUGUGACUGUCAUUCGGAAGUCCGAGAAAGACAGUUGACAAACAGUCUUUGUUUCUUUUCCGAAUCACCGCCCAUUCUACAGCCGAAGUGAUGAUUUAUGCAUUAUUUGCAAAUACUAUUAUGAUACUACUCGGACAUUGUCGAGACACUACAGUAUUGCCAUGCUGUUUCUGAUGUAUGAAGGGUGCACAUAUGAAUAUGAUCGUUAUAAUAUGC
This is a messenger RNA of Laetiporus sulphureus 93-53, 2430 nucleotides long. RefSeq lists its product as uncharacterized. The transcript has 3 exons. Gene Ontology annotation, biological process: proteolysis. The coding region runs from base 219 to 2252 and encodes 677 amino acids. Lineage: Eukaryota; Fungi; Basidiomycota; Agaricomycetes; Polyporales; Laetiporaceae. Gene Ontology annotation, molecular function: cysteine-type endopeptidase activity. The record is from RefSeq and is a predicted model, not a curated record.